Messenger RNA from Lagenorhynchus albirostris (white-beaked dolphin), 6998 nucleotides. It is a transcript of the gene DPP8, whose product is annotated as dipeptidyl peptidase 8. The transcript has 21 exons. Bases 251 to 2947 code for a protein of 898 amino acids. Gene Ontology annotation, molecular function: serine-type peptidase activity; dipeptidyl-peptidase activity. NCBI's taxonomy places the organism in Eukaryota, Metazoa, Chordata, Mammalia, Artiodactyla, Delphinidae. Gene Ontology annotation, biological process: proteolysis. The record is from RefSeq and is a predicted model, not a curated record.
GUGCCGCGUUCACCGCUUCGGUUACCGCCGGCGCCGUAGCCAAGGAGGCCGGUGCCCCCUGGUCGGGAGUGGAGGCCGCGCGGCAUGAAGCGGCGCAGGCCCGGUCCUUAGCGCGCGUCAGGACGGUCCGGGCGGGGCCGGGGGGGGAAGGAUUGGAUGGUGAGAAAAGGAAAGACUCCUGUGAGAAGAGAGCAGGAUGAGCAGAGGGAUCUAUGCUUGAAGUUGAGUCACUUCAAAAAGAUCUCUUUGAAUGUGGAAGAGAUCUGAACAGAUGAAAAUACAAUCAGGAAAAUGCAACAUGGCAGCAGCGAUGGAAACAGAACAGCUUGGUGUUGAGAUCUUUGAAACUGCAGAGUGUGAGGAGAAUAUUGAAUCACAGGAUCGGCCUAAAUUGGAGCCGUUUUAUGUUGAACGAUACUCCUGGAGUCAGCUUAAAAAGCUGCUUGCUGAUACCAGAAAAUAUCAUGGCUACAUGAUGGCUAAGGCACCACAUGAUUUUAUGUUUGUGAAGAGGAAUGAUCCAGAUGGGCCUCAUUCGGACAGGAUCUAUUACCUUGCUAUGUCUGGUGAGAACAGAGAAAAUACACUGUUUUAUUCUGAAAUUCCCAAAACCAUCAACAGAGCAGCAGUCUUAAUGCUCUCUUGGAAGCCUCUUUUGGAUCUUUUUCAGGCAACACUGGACUAUGGAAUGUAUUCUCGAGAAGAAGAACUAUUGAGAGAAAGAAAACGAAUCGGAACAGUUGGAAUUGCUUCUUAUGAUUAUCACCAAGGAAGUGGAACAUUUCUAUUUCAAGCUGGUAGUGGAAUUUAUCACGUAAAAGAUGGAGGGCCACAAGGAUUUACUCAACAACCCUUACGGCCCAAUCUAGUGGAGACUAGUUGUCCCAACAUUCGGAUGGAUCCAAAAUUAUGCCCAGCGGAUCCGGACUGGAUUGCUUUUAUACAUAGCAAUGAUAUAUGGAUAUCCAACAUUGUAACGAGAGAAGAAAGGAGGCUUACGUAUGUGCACAACGAGCUAGCCAACAUGGAAGAGGAUCCAAGAUCAGCUGGAGUUGCUACCUUUGUUCUUCAAGAAGAAUUUGAUAGAUAUUCUGGUUAUUGGUGGUGUCCAGAAGCUGAAACAACUCCCAGUGGCAGUAAAAUUCUUAGAAUUCUGUAUGAAGAAAAUGAUGAAUCCGAAGUGGAAAUUAUUCAUGUUACAUCCCCUAUGUUGGAAACAAGGAGGGCAGAUUCAUUCCGUUAUCCUAAAACAGGCACAGCAAAUCCAAAAGUCACUUUUAAGAUGUCGGAAAUACUGAUUGAUGCUGAAGGAAGGCUUAUAGAUGUCAUAGAUAAGGAACUAAUUCAGCCUUUUGAGAUUCUGUUUGAAGGAGUUGAAUAUAUUGCCAGAGCUGGAUGGACUCCAGAGGGAAAAUAUGCGUGGGCUAUCCUACUAGAUCGCUCCCAAACUCGCCUACAGAUAGUGUUGAUCUCACCUGAAUUAUUUAUCCCAGUAGAAGAUGAUGCCAUGGAAAGACAGAGACUCAUCGAGUCAGUACCUGACUCUGUGACGCCACUGAUUAUCUAUGAAGAAACAACAGACAUCUGGAUAAAUAUCCAUGACAUCUUUCAUGUUUUUCCCCAAAGUCAUGAAGAUGAAAUUGAAUUUAUUUUUGCCUCUGAAUGCAAAACAGGUUUUCGUCAUUUAUAUAAAAUCACAUCCAUUUUAAAGGAGAGCAAAUACAAACGAUCCAGUGGUGGGCUGCCUGCCCCAAGUGAUUUCAAGUGCCCUGUCAAAGAGGAAAUAGCAAUUACCAGCGGUGAAUGGGAAGUUCUUGGCCGGCAUGGAUCUAAUAUCCAGGUUGAUGAAGUCAGAAAGCUGGUAUAUUUUGAAGGCACCAAAGACUCUCCUUUAGAGCAUCACCUGUACGUGGUCAGUUAUGUAAAUCCUGGAGAGGUGACAAGGCUGACCGACCGUGGCUAUUCCCACUCUUGCUGCAUCAGCCGGCAUUGUGACUUCUUUAUAAGUAAGUAUAGUAACCAGAAGAAUCCACACUGUGUGUCCCUUUACAAGCUCUCAAGUCCUGAAGAUGACCCAACCUGCAAAACAAAGGAAUUUUGGGCCACCAUUUUGGAUUCAGCAGGUCCUCUUCCUGACUAUACCCCUCCAGAAAUUUUUUCUUUUGAAAGCACUACUGGAUUUACAUUGUAUGGGAUGCUAUACAAACCUCAUGAUCUACAACCUGGAAAGAAAUACCCGACUGUGCUGUUUAUAUAUGGUGGUCCUCAGGUGCAGUUGGUGAAUAAUCGGUUUAAAGGAAUCAAGUAUUUCCGAUUGAAUACCCUAGCCUCUCUGGGUUACGUGGUUGUAGUGAUAGACAACAGGGGAUCCUGUCACCGAGGGCUUAAAUUUGAAGGCGCCUUUAAAUAUAAAAUGGGUCAAAUAGAAAUUGACGAUCAGGUGGAAGGACUCCAAUAUCUAGCCUCUCAAUAUGAUUUCAUUGACUUAGAUCGUGUGGGCAUCCAUGGCUGGUCCUAUGGAGGAUACCUCUCCCUGAUGGCAUUAAUGCAGAGGUCAGAUAUAUUCAGGGUUGCUAUUGCUGGGGCCCCAGUCACUCUGUGGAUCUUCUAUGAUACAGGCUACACGGAACGUUAUAUGGGUCACCCUGACCAGAAUGAACAGGGCUAUUACUUAGGAUCUGUGGCCAUGCAAGCAGAAAAAUUCCCCUCUGAACCAAAUCGUUUACUACUCUUACAUGGGUUCUUGGAUGAGAAUGUCCAUUUUGCACACACCAGUAUAUUACUGAGUUUUUUAGUGAGGGCUGGAAAGCCAUAUGAUUUACAGAUCUAUCCUCAGGAGAGACACAGCAUAAGAGUUCCUGAAUCUGGAGAACAUUAUGAACUGCAUCUUUUGCACUACCUUCAAGAAAACCUUGGAUCACGUAUUGCUGCUCUGAAAGUGAUAUAACUUUGACCUGUGUAGAACUCUGGUAUACACUGGCUGUUUAACCAGAUGAGGAGGUUUAAUUAGUAGAGAAUUUAUCAUCACAUUUUGGUACCUGCCACAUAACAUCUACUUCUGAAAGUAUAUUUGGUGCCAUGCAGGUGUUUACAGCUUGUAGAUAGUAAUCUAAUACCUUAACCAUACACAAAAUUAAAUGAUACAUAUUUCUAAGGGACCCAGCAAUACCAUGAGAAUUACUGAAAGAAAUAAGACAUUAGUACCAUGUAUCCAUACUACCUUAUUUUCAUUUUUAAUAGCAUUAUGAAACCUCAUGGACUUAAUUAGUGUAUUUUUACAGUAUACUUCUGAAUUUGUUAAAAUAUGAUAUUAGUGAUUGGUUUGGUUCAAUUCCAGAAUCUCUGACUAGUUACAGAUUUGAUAGCACUUAAAUGUAAUUGAAUAGCUUAUACUACAUUGCUUGGGGUGUAUCCAGCAUGUUAUGAACUAAUCACUAUUAAACCUAUGGCUUAACCGGUCAUUAAUGAUUUUUCAAGGAUAACUUAGUAGCCUCCUAAAGACACUUAAUUUUGUUUCAUUCAGACUCUGACCAGUUUUUAACCAAUUUAAACUGUAUCUAGUAUAAAUAGUUCUCUUUGAUGAUAUGACCGAGUGGGUUUUUCCUUUCACAUAAAGGCAAGUAACUGUAUAUGUAGCAUGGAUUUAAUUAGUCUUAUAAUAUUGAUAAUUACAGACAGGAAAGUUUUAAUCAAAUGAUUAGAGCUUAAAUAUUUGCAGGCAAUUUCUUUCACUUUAGGAAAAGAAAAAAGUACACAUUCACUUGUAUUUUUCAGAAAAUUUAGUGGUGCCAGUUUCCAUUGGGUAUUUCCUCAUUGAAAUAUUCCAGAGUUUUAGGGCAGUGGAGGGGAAUUUUGGUGGGGUGGGGGAGACCAGAGUGUGGAGAACGGCAGGGAGAGGAGAAGGCAAGGGUCUGCUUAAGAUCUAAGCAGAAGUAUAAUUUGACAAAAAAUACUCAUGAAAAAGUUUAGGAAUUGAAAUUUAAACUCCUAGAAUAUUAGUUAAGGAAACCAGAUUAAGAAAUCACACUCUUGCCAACACAGGUACAGACUAACAUUAUUCAGGGGAGGAAAAGUUCCUUAGAGUUACUUUUACAAUUCUAAUUCUAAUUUUUUUAAUUUUCUUCUUAAUUUUGGAAACCUUACAAAUUGAAACUUUCUUUAACCUUUUUAAAUUAUUUGAAUAUUAUUUAGAUAUUGUGAGCUUAAAGAGUUUCCAGACAACCUCUUUACCAUAAACUGAUCCCCAGCAAGGCAUGGCUCUCUUUUGCAAUGUUCAAAGCUUAUAAGUGAGUUCUUGAAUGACCGUGACAUUUUUCUGGUUUAGCCCUAGCAGUUGACUAUUAAGGGAGCUCAUAGUGCCGAUUGGGAUCUGCCAUCUUAGAAUCUUAGGGUGUUAGAUGGGUCACAUUGGAGCCAGUGGCAGAGAAGGCACCUAUGAGUUUGACAAGCCUCAGUGUUUGGAAAGUACUUCUAAACAACACUCCAAAAAAAAAAUUACUCUCUUCUUUCUCACCACUACAGAGAGAGUAGAUUUCUGCCCUAGAGAGCACAGCCUCCAUUAGUAAGGAUGGUGACUGUGCAUGAGAUGUGGACUUCAUCACUAAGGGCCGCAUGGGAGGUGGGGGAGGUCCAGAGAUGGCAGGGUGACCUGGUGGUGCUGUCUGUGGAGGGGGAUUGGGUUUUGCUGUUUUUGUAUUUAUACUGUAUAAUAGGUACCACACUUUUCCCUGUGUCUGUAUAUGUAUUGAUUUUCUUGUUAUGAUAUUUUCCCAUGCCAAUAUUUGUUUAUAUUUUUUUCAAUGUUAAAUUAAAUUGAUUUGGGUAACUUUUCUUCCCCAAGAAAGUAUUUUCCCCCAUGACUUAAGUAUGUAUCUGAUUACUGAAGAUGGUUUUUGUCUAGGGACUAGUGGCAUCUGACCAUCUAACCUUAUAUAAUAUGCAAAGUAGAAAUGCUAUACAGUGGCUUUUAUACAGCUACUCAUUUGAAACCUCUUACCCAAUAAGGCUGUUUCUUCAAAAUGGCAUCUCAUAUUUUAUCAAAACAAACCUUAAAGAACCUCAUGGACUCUUGAAUUCACAGGUGUUUUCCUUUUGCAUCUUGCCUUCUGCUUUCCUCCCAUCACAAGGAAUGCUUCUGUUAUAAUUCCCAGUCAGUUAAAUGCCAUUCUCCUUCCAUAGGGGGAAAAAUACCUGACUGAAUUCGCUUACAGAAAGACAGCUCAACUGAAUUUGAUUUUAAAAUCAAUGUGGAAAACAUCAUAGUCAAUUCAAGCAAUCAGUAGAAAUCUCACUAAAACUAUUUGUACCCUGUGUUUGGGUAACAAACUAAAAGGCAAGAGUAUAGCAGCAUUUUUAGUGAGAACCAAAAAGCACUAGCUUAAACAUCAAAGGGGGGUUUUGCAGGUUUGAUAAUUGGGUGCACUUGAACAACCAUCAGUAGUUAUGGUUGCUUCUGCGUUGUUGAGCAGUGGGACUCAAAAUCUAAGAUUCAUCUGGGAUGCUUAUGAAAAGAAAUGCAAUCUUGAACCUCACUCUUAGAAAUUUGGAUUUUAUUGAUUUAAGUGGAGACCAGGAAUCUGCAUUUCUAACAAGCUUCCCAGGUGACUCUAAAGCAAGUCAUUUGUGGGCUACUUUAAGAAACUCUUCUGCAGAGAAUGAGUUGGAUUAAGAAAAUAAUAGGUGAUUUCUACACUGGACUGUUUGACAAGAACCUAAAACAAUAGUCAAGAUAGCUGCUCAUCUGUGAUGACUGUUGGCCCUUUUUUCACUCUGAAAAAAGCAGAAGGUAUCAUUAACUAUAUAUCCCCUUGGUCUGGAGAUUAAUUUUGGAGUGAAGGUUUUUCUGUCUAUGCCAUUCCUGGCUUGUUUCCAAAGCCUCACAAGAGGAUGAAGUCACAAUGCAUGCAUUAUUUUUCAGAAGAAUGAGAUAUAGAUAUUGAUGCUUACUUUGCUUGUUUUACUUCUUACAGAAGGUGUAUCCCACCUCUCUGUGACAGUGUUCUCUCUUUAGGUGGAAUGAUUCCUAUGAGAUCUCUCAUUAUUACAGAAUUGUAAAACUUUCAAGCUGUUUCAUCUUUGGUAUAAUCUGGUGUUCUCAUUAUUUAGAGGAGGAAACCUCCAUAUAGAGAGAGGAGAAAAUAUACCCAUGGUCACACAGCCAGUUAGUGUUUGGUUGGUGCUAGACUCCAUCCAGAUAUCCUAACUCAUGGUAGUUAAAUGAUAUGUAGAAAAGGCAAAUUUUUAAAGAAGUAUUUAUUAAUAUAUUCCUAUGAAACAUUUUAAAGAUAACAUAAAAUGGUUAAUUUUUCCAUUCUAAAGUAAAUGCUAAGCAUGCUUAUUAAUGAAGCAGUACUUCUAAUUAGUAUAUGACAUUCUGAAGUUAAUUAAAAUUGUUAACACUAAAUGUGUCUUCCUUGGUGUAGUGGGGAGUUUGGGGAUUGGGGUAUAGAGUGCUUGCUUAAGCCUGGGAGCCCAAAUUAUAGCUGUUUAAAGUAAGCAAUGAGACAUGGCCAUAUCUAAACUAAGAUAUGUAAGGUGAGUGUCCAUUCCCAGCAGACAUAAAGGAAUAAGGAAACUUUCCUGACUCCCACCUUCCGAACCCCAACCAGCCUCACCUAAUCCAUCUUGCACCCUGAAAUAUGGAGACAUGUUAGUGCAAGGUGCUGGCUCUUGCUUUUCUUAUUUCAUCAAGAGACAGUUCUAGGUAAUCAUUUGAGAAGUCCCUCAGAGAGAGAAAAAGUAUGUUUGUUUUUACAUAACCCAAAUACAAAUUUAUGUUGUAUUCAGCACAGUUGGAGUUCAGGUCUUUAAUUUUAGAACAUAAAGUGCCUGCUGUUUUAAGCAUUGACUUAUAUAAAAAGAACUGCAUGUCUCACUCCAGUAAGUUUAUGGGUUUUCUUAUUUUCAGCUACAUGGCUUUUAAUCAUGUAAAGUGAAACAUUAGUUUUGUUGCAUUUUAUUACAGGUUCUUUGUUGCAAUAAAGAUGCUGCUAAAAUAA